Molecule: messenger RNA, 2266 nt
Organism: Cuscuta campestris
Lineage: Eukaryota; Viridiplantae; Streptophyta; Magnoliopsida; Solanales; Convolvulaceae
Source: the annotation of a GenBank genome assembly
AUGUGACUAAAUUGAAUUAUGGAAAUAAGCCACCUGGUAUAUGUAGGAAGGUCUGAGUUAAACUGAAUUCAUAAGGAUUAUGAUUUAGGAUUAGGCCUGGUGGGGCGAGCUUCGCAUAACUCACAGGUCUUGGGUUAAAAACGUACGUACGGGAGUCAUUAGCCUACCUAGGGAUUCCUUUGUAGGGGCUCCAACCCGCCCAUUGAGGAUUCUCUUUGGGUUUCAUCAAGCGUGGCCUCAGGGGAUCCGUCCGAGUGUCCAUGGCUUAGUUAGAGCAUCUGCAACGCUUGUUGUAUAUUUUGGUAGUGUAAAAGUAAUUUUACACUAUCAACAGUGUUUUACACAUCCACUUUUUUAUAUUCUCUCCAACCAUAUCUUCUAUAUAAAAUACUUUUAUAAUAUUUUAUUAUUAUACUGUUAUUUUACAACCUUUCAUAUCUACUCUCCUUAUCCAAAAAUUAAUUCCAAAUUCCAAAGCAAACCUAUUGCAGCAAUUUAUCCGAAAGAGGUUUUGAGGAGAGUAUCAAUUUUGCAUUCCAAUUUUAGGGUAGAGCAAAUUAAAGAGAUGAAUAAAAUCAGAGGUAAAUUAGAGCGCAAUUAACCUGAGAGAGAGGUUACAGAGUGCAUCAGUUUUGGCUUGAAAAGAAACUGAAGCAAAUUGAGAGAGGGGUUGGGAGGAAGAAAUUGAAGCAAAAUGAGAGGAAGAGCCGAAGAGGGGGGAAAUGAAGAAAAAGAAAAGAGAAAACAGUGACUACACUAUCUACAGUGGAAGUGUAGAAAUAGGAGGUGGAAAUUGAUUUUUGCACUAUAGUGCUUUUUAGCAUUAGGUAUACACCAUCCGUUCGAGGAGAUAAAAUGAAUAGUAAAUUGGAUAUAGGGUAUAUUUAACCAUAUACACAUUACGUUGAAGUUGCUCUUAGUCAAAAGGAACCUUAGCCUAUAGGGUUAAGUGUAGUUGAACAACAGGAACUGAAUAUAAAUAAAUAGUUGAUCAUGAUAUUUGAUAAUGAUAUUUGCUGAUUGUUCUGAUGUUGUAUGAUUGUAUAUUGAUGAGUGCUAGUCUAUGAGUUAGUUCUAGCGUUAGAUACUUCCACUCUUCCUAUUUUUACAAGUAAGGAUCAAGGAUUGAUGAAGAGCAGCCUGGAGGACAGUGAAACGUGAUGCUGGUGGAUGGCCCGAUGCUGUUUGAAAUUGAAUUAAAUACUUGUUGACUUUUAUUUUGUUUAAACUACAAGAAUGUUUGACGUUGUUGUUUUAAAAGCUUCCGCAACGUUUGAAUUAUUUACUCCGAUUAAUUAUGAAUUGUUUUUAAUUAAAUAUAAUAAUGAGUCAAGAAACCGCUCAUGGUCAAGCUAACCAAGCUUCAAACAACAAACCCGAAAAUGUUCAUACCGAAGCGUCCAGUUUCACACCUCCUAUUCAAAAUGAACCAGUGAACUCACAAAAUAAUCAACAUGUUGAAUCUCAACCUGAUGCUAUGUUACCUACCUUAAUGGUAAACUUUUUGCAACAAAUGACUCAUGCCCCUAUGUUUCAACCACCUCCACCACCACUUCGUUUGAUCACUUUCAAAACCUUGAAAGAUAAUGGUGCUGAGGAGUUCCUGGGAGAUCGAAUUGCCGAACCCCAGAUCGCUCUUGAAUGGAUCGAGCAGACCACUCGUGUACUGCAAAAUUUGAACAUACCUCUUGUUGAUCAUCCAAAAUUUGCAUCUCAAUUGCUCCGCAAGGAAGCCUAUGAAUGGUGGAAACGCACUGACGAAAAUCCAAACACACCCAAACCGUGGACUUGGGAAUUCUUUGACUGGGUGUUCAAGAAGGAAUAUAUACCAGCUCGAUUCCGUGAAGAAAAGCGUGCUGAAUUUAUUCAAUUGAAGCAAGGAGAUAUGACACUCCCUGAAUACCGACAAAGAUUUGUCCAUCUCGCUCAAUUUGCACCCACACUGGUGAGCACAGCAGCUGACCGCAUUGAGGAGUUUCGCAAAAGACUUCGACCUGAUCUCAGGCCGCACGUUUCUACUAUUCAAACUCUGGAUUUCAUUGAGGCAUACGACCUAAUCUCUAAAGCCGACAAAGAUCUAAGUGAUUAUUAUGAAAGUUUGAAGAUUGAAGUUGUCAAUGAACAAGUCAACGUUCUAAAACACGAAACAAUUCAAAGAAUCCAACCCAAGGAUGAUACUCUGUGAAGAUCCUAAAGUGCUACAAGGGCUCGAGAUAUAUUGAAUAAUGUAGAGACCUUAUGUAAACAAGAAAUUAUCUUUCGAUUG